Alternaria burnsii is the source of this 861-nucleotide messenger RNA. RefSeq names its product mfs general substrate transporter. Gene Ontology annotation, cellular component: membrane. Gene Ontology annotation, molecular function: transmembrane transporter activity. The record is from RefSeq and is a predicted model, not a curated record. The coding region runs from base 1 to 861 and encodes 286 amino acids. The transcript is spliced from 2 exons. NCBI's taxonomy places the organism in Eukaryota, Fungi, Ascomycota, Dothideomycetes, Pleosporales, Pleosporaceae.
AUGACCAAAACGAUUGACCAUGUACAACCAUCUGAGACACUUAGGACUCAACGCGCGAACAAUGCACUCAUAGAGGCUCACCGAAAAGUGGACGCCCGUAUGCUAUACUGGUAUGCCUUUGUCUUCCUCAUUAUGCGCAUGAACGUCAACAACAUUUCGAGUACAGCGAUUCUGAAUAAGGUGGAAGGUACCGACAUAAGAAAGCAACUUGGUAACCUUUCUUCAUCUCAAUGGGCAUGGGCUUUGAGCAUAUUCUGGUAUCCAUAUAUGCUGUUCGAGCCGGUUGCAACGUUGAUGUUGCAACGUUUCUUCCCAAGCGUCUGGAUGAGCCGAAUCAUGUUCGCUUGGGGUGUUGUAUCGAUGUGCCAGGCUGCGACGCACAACUACUCCGGUAUAUUGGCUUGUCUCUUCUUCUUGGGGACGGCCGAGGCGCUUUUCAUCAUCGAGGGUAUAUUGCCCAUAAUAUGUUCGGCGUAUACGUACUUCCAUUUACCAGAUUACCCGCAGACUGUCAAGUUCCUGAGUGAAGACGAGUGCGCAGUCAUCUUGACUGAUCUACCACAGCAAGCACCCACUAUGCGCGCAAAAACAUUUGACACAGAUCAAGUCAAGUCUUUGUUCAUAAGCGCAACCUUCUUCCCGUUCCUCAUGAUCUGGACAAUGCACGGUAUCGGUGGAUGGGGUAUAUCGUUCGUUCUUCCGACUGUCAUCUACGAGUUAGGCAUUUUCAACACAGCCGUGUCUCAGGCUCUGACUGUACCGACUUACGCACUUGUAUUCGUUACACUGAUGAGUCUCGCACAAUUCACGGGUAUCUCUCGCCUUGGGUUGCCGGUUUUGGAGUUAAGGGCAUACAGAUAA